Messenger RNA from Mirounga angustirostris (Northern elephant seal), 6111 nucleotides. RefSeq names its product chromobox 6 (gene CBX6). The record is from RefSeq and is a predicted model, not a curated record. Lineage: Eukaryota; Metazoa; Chordata; Mammalia; Carnivora; Phocidae. The transcript has 5 exons. Gene Ontology annotation, molecular function: chromatin binding. The coding region runs from base 97 to 1344 and encodes 415 amino acids. Gene Ontology annotation, biological process: negative regulation of transcription by RNA polymerase II. Gene Ontology annotation, cellular component: PRC1 complex; chromatin.
CCCGCCGGGGCCUGUGCGCUGCGGCGCGUGCGCGAGCGGUGCAGCACCGGUCGCGGGAGCAGGGAGUAUUAUGGGCUGUGGGUGCCGCUGAGCAAGAUGGAGCUGUCUGCAGUGGGCGAGCGGGUCUUCGCGGCCGAAUCCAUCAUCAAACGGCGGAUCCGAAAGGGACGCAUCGAGUACCUGGUGAAAUGGAAGGGGUGGGCCAUCAAGUACAGCACUUGGGAGCCCGAGGAGAACAUCCUGGACUCGCGGCUCAUUGCAGCCUUCGAGCAGAAGGAGAGGGAGCGUGAGCUGUAUGGGCCCAAGAAGAGGGGACCCAAACCCAAAACUUUCCUCCUGAAGGCGCGGGCCCAGGCUGAGGCCCUCCGCAUCAGCGAUGUGCACUUCUCUGUCAAGCCGAGCGCCAGCGCCUCUUCGCCCAAGCUGCACUCCAGCGCGGCCGUGCACCGGCUCAAGAAGGACAUCCGCCGCUGCCACCGCAUGUCCCGCCGCCCCCUGCCCCGCCCUGACCCCCAGGGUGGCAGCCCUGGCCUGCGCCCCCCCAUCUCACCUUUCUCCGAGACGGUGCGCAUCAUCAAUCGCAAGGUAAAGCCUCGGGAGCCCAAGCGAAACCGCAUCAUCCUCAACCUGAAGGUGAUCGACAAGGGCACGGGCGGAGGUGGCACCGGGCAGGGGGCCGGAGCCCUCGCUCGCCCCAAAGUCCCCUCGAGGAACCGCGUCAUCGGCAAGAGCAAGAAGUUCAGUGAGAGCAUCCUGCGCACCCAGAUCCGCCACAUGAAGUUCGGCACCUUCGCGCUGUACAAUAAGACCCCGCCCGGCCCUCUGCCUCCCCAGCCAGUGGGCAAGGCCGACGCUGCGGCCUCCCCGGGCCCCGGGCUGCUCCUGGCCGCCCCCACUGCCCCGUACGACGCCCGCAGCUCCAGCUCCUCCGGCUGUCCCUCACCAGCACCACAGUCCUCCUCCGAUCCUGAUGACGCGCCCCCCAAGCUGCUCCCUGAGACCCUGAGCCCAGCUGCUCCCGACUGGCGUGAGCCCGAAGUGCUCGACCUGUCCAUCCCUCCUGAGGCCGCGGCCGCCAGCAAGCGGGUGCCUCCCGACGUCCCUGCUGCCGUGGGCCCGGCGCUGCCCACAGCCCCCGAGCCUGCCAGCGCCACCUCCGAGCCUGAAGCUGGGGACUGGCGCCCUGAGAUGUCACCCUGCUCCAACGUGGUGGUCACCGACGUCACCAGCAACCUUCUGACAGUCACUAUCAAGGAAUUCUGCAACCCUGAGGAUUUCGAGAAGGUGGCCACUGGGGUAGCAGGUGCCACUGGGGGUGGUGGCAGCAGUGGGGUGAGCAAGUGAGGGGGCUCCACCAAGGAGGGGGGCUUGGGGGGGCCCUCCUGCCCAAAGUCCCACUUUCGCUCCCGCGCCCGCCCCUGCCCUCAGACGCCCCUGCCUGUGCUUUGCUUGUUUCAGAUGGCUCGGUGUCGCCCCCCGGGAUGGGGCUGGGCAGUAGGAGCCCCCCGAGGCCCAGUGGGAGCAGCAGUCCUGGAACGGGUUAGGGCUGGGUGGGGCGAGGGCGCUUGGAAGUCUUCCCUCUUGCCCCUUGGCACCCGCCCUGCCCGUGUAUGGUGGGGCCUGCUGGGUGGCUCCCCGGGAGCCCCCGAACCUUGGGUUCAGCUGCCUCCUCCGCAUCCCACUCUGUCUCUCCCCAGCUUGCUUCCAGCUCUCGCACACAGCAUCUGAUUUCUCGGUGCUAACCCGGCAGCUGUGGGGCCCCUUAGGAGACCCCCUCCCAGCGGGCGCGCUGCCCCUUUCCUCCCCUACCCGGACGCCUGGGCAGGAGGGCCAGGGAUGGCAAAGCCCAGUCAGAGGUGGAGGGGAGGCCGGCCGCGGCCCCUCCCUCCACGUCAGGGAGGGUGGCAGGAGCGGGGCCAGCGGCCUGGCUCUUCCCGCAAACUUCAGCACCUGACCCAAGCAGGUCCCCUUCGGCUCCACCCCGCCCCGGCUCCCUCCUCAACCCCAUCUCAGAGGUGGGAGGGGCCGGCAGGGCCCUUCAGUUCUCGACCAAAGGUGCUACAAGAACCUGCUGUGGAAACUUCCAGCUGGCGUGCGCACCUGCCGCCCCACGGCGUGUUUGUGCGCGUACCCGGAUGUGCCCGGGGCCCGGGCUUUCCAGGCGGCUUUGUGGAGGGUUCCUCAGAAUGGGGUUGUCCAAGGCCCGACCUUCCCUUGCCCGGACCUGGCGCGGGUCCGAGGAGUCUGCUGUGGAGCCCCCAGCCUAGCAGUGCUGGGGUGCGCGCCCCCACGCCGUCCUGUCCUGCCCGGGCGGUCCGCUCAGCCAGCCAGGCCUUUGCUGCGGAGUCGGGCUGGCGGGGACUGAGGUGGAGACGGGAGGCCCCACCCCGGCCUUGCCCUUCCUUCCUCCCCUGCGUCUGGGGGAAGGAGGAAGCCUGGAAGACACCCCGGGGGGGCUCCAGCCUCUCCCCCGCUCUUCGCUUCUGACCGCUGAGGCUUCUCUCACCGCGCAGUCUGUUCGAAGCAGCCGGAGGCGCCAGAGCCCAGGGCAGCUUUCCUUCUCUCUCUUGCCAGGGAGCUAGGGUGUCCAUGGCAGUGGCAGAGACAGGGCCCCUGCUUCAGGCCGGGCCCUGGGAGGGCGGGCAGGCCAAAGGGGGUGACCAAAGAGGGGGCUUGUGUUCUCCAGGAGAGGGAGGGCAUGCGGGACUGGGGCGCUGUGGGGGCCGCCUGCCCGGCCAGCCCUGGGUCUCAGUCAGGCCUGGGUGGUGUGGUCCUGAGCGGGGCUCGCGGGAGCUUCCGGGCGCGUGCAGGGAGAGGUGUCUCAACUCGGAAGCGUGAUGGCGGAAGGGAGGAGGAGGCAGAAAGGGAAUCCCGUUAGGUAACAGAUGCCUUUGUCGGAAGUAUGGGAGGACUCGCUCUUCCAGAUCUCCCUGCCAGGGUGGCCCCUGGCCCUCCGCACCCCCGGAUGUAGAACAAGGGCCCUCACAGGGUUUGGGGGGCUGGCACUCCUAGACCCCUCCCCACCCUGCCCUUUGUGUUGGCUCUGUGGCCGUCCAAGUGCCAAUUGGCUUCCCCCCCGAAUAAGGGCUGGUAUUUCUCCUCUGUCCUUAGAGGGGAUUUCCCCCCGACCCCUCACCCCAGGUGAGUGACCACCUGGGUGCCAGUUACAGGUGUUUUCCAGAGACCAUAGAAAUGUGUUUUCCUGAGAGUCCGUGUCAUUCGUGACUUUUUUUGUAAAGAAGUUGUGUUUUCAGAGGUGAUUUUAUGACAGGAAAGUGAAAGAAUUAGUUUUGCAAAAAAACAAAAAACAAAAAAAGAGGAAAAAAAAAGAAAUAGAAAAAAAUAUUGUGGGAUUCCUAUGGGGUCGGGGUGGGAGUGGGGGGGAGAGAAAGAGAUAUUUAAAGAAAAACUAGUACUGCAGUGAUUGCACAGGUAAGGUGGCGAUGUUAGGAACGGGGAUGGGGGCCUAGGCCCGGCUGGUGGGGUCCCUGGGGUCUGGCCGACUGCUCUCUCUCUCCUUGGCCUGAGGCAGGGGGCGGCCUCCCUCCUGUCCUGGGCCCAGCCCCCACACCUACCCUCCUUCAAAGGGAAGGAUGACCACUGGUCCCAAGGGAACUCGCCAGAGCUGCAGGGGCCAGGCGAAUGGAGCUGAGAUUUGAGGGGAGGGUGGGGGGCGGUGAGCGGGAGUCCCACUGUUGCAUCCUUGGUGACUUUGUCCAGGAAAGCUGGUGAGUAGAUACACUUGGGUUUCUCACUCUCUUCCACUCAUUUGCCAGCUUGUCCGGUCAUCUGGCCCCUCCCUCCCCAUCACCCCAAAGACCGUGACACCCCUGAGCUUCCCUGUCCAGGUAGGGGAUACAGGCCUCAGAAAGGCAGGAGCUGUAGAUUCUGGGAGAAUCUUAGGUGAUGACCCUAAGGGAUUGGGGGUGCCCGUGGGGAGAAGAGAAUGCCUAGCCCUUCUCUUCCCACAGGUGGGUUGCUGCCCCUGACCCUCAGCCGUGCGGCCCCACCCCAUCUCAGCACACGCGGGGGCACGCAUGCACACUGCUUCGAGGUGGGCGCCUCCCCUGGGAGGCCCAGGUGGGCACAGGGUCAAGAGCAGGUGGAGCUUUCCUUACCUCUCUCCCAGGGUGGCUCUGAGCGGGGACCCAUAAUCCCCCCACACACACUUGCACGAAUCAGCCUCCUCUGGGCCCUCCCUCUCCCCUUGCUGCUUUUCCGUUUGCCUAAUUACCAAGCAGAAGUUGCAUUCUGGUUUGCUUUACUUUUAUAUGUGAAAUACCCCCCAAAGCCCAAUCUCCCAUAUUCAGUAUCGGUUGGGGCAUCGGUCCUCUCCCCUUAAUGCCACCCCUUCCCCACCCAUGUGUCAUAGGAAGCAGGUGAGGUCUGAUGUCCAGUUUGAGGUGGGAAGUUGGGACACCUCCCUGUCUCAUUCCCCUCUCUGACCCUCAGUGUGCCCUUCUGUGAAAUGGGUGUAUUGGGCUCAAGUCCUCUUCAUAAAGCACUGCUGGUGUCCAGACAGCUGCUGAGGAUUCAGUGCUGGUAGAGGUCGCUGGCGCUGGGACCUCUAGCCUCCCACAGCCCCCUCUCAUUCUUGCCUUGCAAAGGGGUCUGGGGCAAAAUGAACACCAUCCUUCCCCUGCUCUGGAAGGAAGUGAUGAUUGAGGUCCAACCUCAGUGAGAGGUGGGCAGAGUAGGAGGGAUCACCCCAUUGAAAAGACCAGGGAACUGGGGCUCUGGGAGGCAAAGCUGCUUCGCUGGGGUGAAGAGCCCAGCUGCUCUGGCAUUUUGGGAAAAGCCCCUUCAAAGGGGGUGGGGGGGCGGACGCUGAAGCCACUGCAGAGCUGGCAGGUGUCCCCCCACCCCUUUGCCAGGCAGUCCUGGGUGAGGGGUCAGCCCAAACGGAGGAAAUAUAGGUCGGGGGUACUGGGCCAUGACCAGCCCUUUUAGCCUCCUUGGGGCCCAAGUGGACGCACCACCAUUCCUAACUUUUGGGGUUUUAUUGGUUGGUUGGGUUGGGUUGGGUUUUUUGGUCUUUUUGGGUUUUUUUGUUUUUGUUUUUGUUUUGUUUUUGCACUUGGCCCACGCCGGACAGUGGAGCCCCACACGGUCAGUUCUGCUUUCGGGCUCCCAUGCACUAGCCCAAGGCAGCCUCUCGGGGGCUUGUAUGGUUUAAGGAAUCACUUUUAAAAAGAAAAGGAGAGUGUUUUAAAGGUUUUCGUUUUUCUCAGUCUGCAUCUCCUCUCAGAUUCAGAAAGGAGUUUAGGGGCUAACACUCCAGGAGAGGGUCUCCCUAGCCUGACUCCAUCUUGCUGACAGUCACCAAGAUGCCGAAAUAGGGGGACAGGCUGAGUGGAGACUGAGGACCCCACACCCCAGGCCUGUGGGGUCCCCCUGCCUCGCCUUGAAGGAGUCGAUAACCCACUCCAGCAGUGAGUGAGUGCCUACUGUAUGCAGAGCUUCAGCUAGGCAAACAGGGCUGAUGGUCUAACGGGACUCCUUGCAAGAGGCCAGGGUAGAAGGAACCAAGAGUUCUGGGGCCUGCCCCCGCUGUUGGGCGGAGUGCAGAUGGACACUUUUUGUUUGUUUUAAUUUAAAAACACAAAGGCCUAAAGAAAUGUAUCUUAUAAUUUUUUUAAUUUUUGAAAAGCUCAUUUAAUGAAUUGUGCACGAAUGAAUUCUAUAUAUAUAAAAUAUACGUAUAGCUCUAUAUUUGGGGAGGGGCGCUGUCUCUUUUUUCUCUUUUCUCAUUUUAAAAAUGAAGUGUUGUUGCCUUUGUCUGUGGCUCAACCAUCCAGCUCCCAGCUGCCUAAACUUUGCCUCCAGUGGUGACAGAGGGACCGAGUUGGGUUGGCAGGAGACCAGGAGUGGAGCUGCCGCCCCAGCGUGGGGGUGGGUCCCCCAGGCCACCUGCCCCAGAGGUUGCGGGUGUGGGUUUUGGUUCUGUUGUUCUGGAUUCGGUUGUUUCUGGGCCAGGGGAGGGGGGUUUGUGCCGAUUACUCUUGUCUUGUACGUUUAGUUCUGCUGCUCUUCAAUGUUGUAUCAAUGCCAGGAAGGGGGAGUGAAAAGCCUCUUUUGCCCCCCAAAUAAAUUGUCACAUUCCGAAGCUAA